This is a messenger RNA of Monomorium pharaonis (pharaoh ant), 3892 nucleotides long. Its product is annotated as peroxidase. Gene Ontology annotation, molecular function: peroxidase activity; heme binding. Bases 1 to 2133 code for a protein of 710 amino acids. The record is from RefSeq and is a predicted model, not a curated record. Gene Ontology annotation, biological process: response to oxidative stress. The transcript is spliced from 13 exons. NCBI's taxonomy places the organism in Eukaryota, Metazoa, Arthropoda, Insecta, Hymenoptera, Formicidae.
AUGCAAAAUCAAAAUAAUCCCUGGGCAAUAGCCUUCUUCAUUGCAGUGAUUUUGCAAAAUAGUUUGUUAGCAAUUAUAAAUACCGAAUAUGCCACCCUGAAAAAACAAGUUUCAUUACAUAAAGAAGGACAAGAAAAGAAGCUUUCGGAUUUAGAAGAAUCAGAAACUUUACAUUAUAACCCAUUUACAGUUCAUAUUACUGAUUCCUAUAGUCUGUCUUUUUAUCAGUCUUUAAAUCCGAAAUUUACAUAUUUUCCAUUCUCACCGGACUUUCAAAAUUCUAUUCAAAAUACGAGCGACGGUGUUCAUCAACAAAUUAAGUGUGGCGACACUUUUCCACAAAUUUGUGAGAAUUCACGAUAUCGAAGUUAUGACGGUUCUUGCAAUAAUCUUCAAAAUCCCACCUGGGGCUUGGCCAAUACAAGAUAUGGAAGACUUAUACGUCCACGUUACAGCGAUGGAAUUCGAGCACCAUCCGGAUCAAUCAUCGGGACAGAUUUGCCAUUAGCUCGAGCUGUCAGUUACACGAUGUUUCCGAACAGUGAUGUCGAUGAUGUAAUGUGGACUCUGGUAGCAAUGCAAUAUGGACAAGUCGUGGCGCAUGAUAUAGGUUUAAUUGACGGCACGACUAAAUCGACCUCGCCCAGCACACAAUGUUGCACCUCCGACGGUCGAAUAGCAUCGGAUGUUGCGAUGAAACCUCAAUGCUUUCCGAUACUAAUACCUGCAAACGAUCCGGUAUAUAGCGGAUCUUCCAUACGGUGCCUAAACUUUGUCCGUAGUACGACUGAUCUUGAUCAUGGCUGUUCGUCUCCGUACAAAUCAUACACAGCAGAACAGCUGAAUACUGUUACUCAUUACCUGGACCUUUCGCUUGUUUACGGAUCGAACGAUGAAGUUGCUGCCAGUUUACGAGCCGGUUUCGGCGGUCGUUUGAAAGUAGAAUUAAAACAUAACAGAGAAUUUCCACCAUCGGCUCCUAAUAAAACUACUAUGUGUGACACGGUAUAUGAAUCCGAGCCAUGCUACGCUACCGGUGAUACGCGAGCUAAUCAAAAUCCGCAAUUGGCGAUUUUACAAAUCAUACUGCUCAGAGAACACAAUCGCAUUGCUGAUUAUUUGACACAUUUGAAUUCCCAUUGGUCCGACGAAAUGACAUUCCAAGAAACGCGCCGGAUUGUGAUUGCUGAGCAUCAAAACAUAGCGUACUACAAAUGGCUGCCAAUCUUUUUAGGUAUAAGACAAGUCUAUGAAAACAAAAUUAUUUAUACUACUCAGGAUUACGUGAACGAUUACGAUAAAACGGUCAACGGUAACGUGCUAAAUGAACAUUCAAAUGCAGCUUUUAGACAUUUCCAUUCAAAUAUUGUUGGCUUAAUAAACUUAGUGUUAGAAGAUCGAUCUCCCAUCGGUGCUUUGAGAUUAAGUGAUCACUUUAACCGACCAGGUAUUAUAGAAAAGGAUAACAAUCUGGAUGAUUUAACGAGAGGUUUUGCAUAUCAACUACAAAAAUAUUCCGAUACAUAUUUUAAUAAAGAGAUCACACAAUACUUGUUCAGAAAAGGGAAGAUUCUCGGAUCUGACUUACGAGCAGUAGAUAUUCAAAGAGAUCGUGAUCACGGACUCGCUUCAUAUAAUGAUUAUCGCGAACAUUGCGGACUGCCACGAGCGAAAACUUUCGAUGAUUAUGCUGACUAUAUAUCUUUUUCGGAUAUAUACAAACUUUCUACGUUAUACGCUAGUCCAAAUGAUGUUGAGUUGACCGUCGGUGGAUCCUUAGAGAGACAUGUUGACGGAGCACUGGUUGGACCGACAUUUCUAUGCAUCAUGUUAAAACAAUUUCAACAAACGCGAAUUGGCGAUCGUUAUUGGUUUGAAACAGGAGAUCCGAAAAUAGCAUUUACCAUAGAACAAUUAAACGAAUUACGGAAAUCAAGUAUAUCGCGAUUGCUUUGCGACAAUGGAGACAACAUUCAGCACAUGCAAAGAUUAGGAUUUGAAAAAAUCUCUGAAAAGAAUCCACUCAGAAGAUGCGACGAACUCCCGCAGAUAGAUCUUUCUCUCUGGAAAGAUUACAGCUCUCCAGAGAAUCAUGACCUAUAUCAUAUUACACCUUUAUAUACAAAGAAAUAAACAAGUUUUUCUUUUUACGUUAUUACGCGAAAAAAAUUUUAUUAUUGGAAAUUACUAUGGUAAGUAGUAAUCGCGAACUAAAAAAAGAAUUAAGAAACUUUUACUAUUUUUCAUCAAAUUGUUAUUUACAUUUAUGGUAUAAUUCUCUAAAAUUUCUUCUUAUGAUUUAUGGGUAUUAUCGUACAAAGUAAUUAUUGAUGUAAAAUUGUCUUCGUGUAAAGAUACUAGAGGAAAAUUUCAUACUUUAUGUAUUAGAGUAAAAAUCUUGAUUCCAAGUAUUUGUAAACGAGCCUCUUAAACCAAACUGAUUGACAUUUUGUAAAUUUUAUAAUUUUAAUACCAGUAUAAUUUGGAUUGUCUUGUCAAUUUUCUUGACUUUUUAUUUCAUGUAGUUAACUAUGGAACAAUUUGGUUCAAAAACACUUCAAUUAGAAAUAAUAGAGUAAUAAUAAAAAACUUUUAAAAAAUUCUAAAAACACUCUUAAACUUUAAGGAAUUGUUAGAGACAAGACAAGAUCGGAUUGGUCGAACAUGUAUUCUUUCUUCUCGAAUCUAAUUGUUUGCUGUUGGUUGGUUGUAGAAUAAUAAAAUGAGAAUGCGAUUCUUCAUCGAAAUUCCUCCUGAAAUUUUUAAAAAUUUAAAUAUAAAAUUUAAGAAAAAGUAAUCAACAUACAUCAACUAAAGUACGUGCAGUUAAAAAUUUAAGUAAAGAGUGAAAUAAAAAUUUAGAAGGUGAAUUAUAUGCUACAGAUAACUAGUUUGCGCAUGAUUCUAUUUUUCAGCUAAGUAAGCUACUUCUGAAACAAAAAUUAUAGAAAAUAUAUUUCACAUUUGAUUUUAUUAUCAAGCAACGCGGUAGCGGCGCGACGCCAAAUACAUAAAGAAUCGUGCUGCAUGACGCAAACUUCACUGCGCAAAUGUCACGUUGCUACUAAGCUUUAUCUGGAAUUUAGAUGUCAAAUUCACUUUCAGUUAACAUAUUUCAGAAACUAAAAUAAUAAUCAAAAAUCUAAGAGCAACUUUAUUAUAUAACAUUGAUGUGAGCUUUCGAUUGCGACCAGUCCGAUUAAAAUUGGUACACUCAAUUCUGAGAUCUCAAGAUCUCUUGUGCAAAAAAGUUCACUUGAGUUAUUUUCCACAGAUUCACAUGUACACACAUGUAACUCAGUUUGUCGUUCAAGGGUUUUACAAUGUGUCUAUAUACAAUUUUAUAAAAUUAAAAUAAAAUUAUUUCGUAAUGUAAGUAGUAAAUAUUGGUACGCGAAAGAAAUAUAAUAAACCUGAUAAUUCUAAGAUUUUGAGAUCUCUUGCGCGAAAAAGCUCAUUUGAGUUAUUUUCUACAAAUUUACAUAUACAUUCAUACACACACGCAAAGCCAAGGUCGUUCAAGGGGCUUCACAAUGUGCCUACAUACAAUUUUAUAAAACUAAAAUAUUUAAAAAAUUAUUUUGUAAUAUAAAUGGUGAAUAUUGGUAUGCGAGAAAAGUAUAAGUUAAUAAAAAUAAAAUAAAUAUAUAACCAAACAAAUACAUGAUAUAUAUGUAAAUGUCAAAAAUAUUAAUAUAGAAAUUAAUAAAAUUACAACAAACGUCUGAAUAUUCAAGUUAUAAUUACAAUUAUAUAUGUAUAAUAUGGGUCCACUUGACCGACAAUCAUUUGACCAACAGUUCAUUUGACCGACACCGUUUGGCCGACAGUACACUUGACCGACACGAUCAUCUGACCGACAGUUUACUUAACCGACACCAUUUGGCCGACA